Messenger RNA from Musca domestica (house fly), 721 nucleotides. It is a transcript of the gene msd1, whose product is annotated as augmin complex subunit msd1. The record is from RefSeq and is a predicted model, not a curated record. NCBI's taxonomy places the organism in Eukaryota, Metazoa, Arthropoda, Insecta, Diptera, Muscidae. The transcript has 2 exons. The coding region runs from base 95 to 559 and encodes 154 amino acids.
UUCCUUUCACGGAAUAUUAUGUUUGAACUGUUUGAUUUAAUUCUACGCAAUACCCGCCCAGUUGAUUUGUAAUAUAAUUAUAAAGCAGAAUAGAAUGCCUAUACAAAGUUGUUUAAUUGAUAAAAUGUUGCAAGAGCUAAAAAGAAGCCGCACAUCCAUGGAAAUUCAGUCGCAAAAUAUGACCGACGUCCUGGAUAAGUCCAAUAGUGCAUUACUACAAAUAGAAGCAUCGCGCACAAUUAAACAUGUUCAAAAUUGUAAGGAGACCCAGCCGUUCACCUACAACAAGGAAACUAUUAAUGAUUUAACGAAAGUAGUUGAUAAAUUCUCGCAAUUGCUUAAUAUAUCAGCAGAAAGUGGUAAUUCUGCUGACGCCGGCACAAACUUUGAAGAUUAUUUGGAAACAGCCUGUCAACGGGCAGAAUAUCUGGGCAGUAAUGUUCGAAGAUUAUUGGCCAUUUGGGACACUGUGCAACAGAUGAGAACAUUGUUGUUACAACAGGAUAUGGAGUUGGACAACGAUAAUGAGGACGAAGAAAAAGAAAAUAAUUACGGUUGAAGCGCAUAAUUUAUUUUUUACACAUUUAAGUUAAAUGAGUUAACAGAAAUUAAACAAUGAGAAAGUAUGUCAAUAACAUUAUCUAAUCUUUGUGAAUUAUUAAAUAUUGGGUUAUUUUGUUGGCAAAAUAAUCCAUGAUUUGUUCGUAUAAAAUUUAAAUCA